AUGGCUUUAGCAUUGUCGGCAGUAAGGAGAAACCCAUUGAGUGUACAAUAUCCUCAACUUAACGAAAGCGCACUAACGUGCAAAGUAGUAAAGCUGAACCUGUUAAUUGAAAAUAUGGAGAUUGAAUUAAAUAUUGCUGCUUUGCUGAAGCCAAAGACAAAAGAGUUGUCGUUGGAACGUAGUCGUUAUCCCAUAUCGUCUGGAGAGGUAAAGGCGGACAUUCUGAUGUUGGUGAGAAAGUUCUUGCAUGGAAUUAUGGGAAUGUUAGUCGAGCCGAAGUGCUAUGCUGAGGGAUCCUUCCUCUGGGACGACCUUAACUUGGAAACUGGAUGA
Messenger RNA from Sclerotinia sclerotiorum 1980 UF-70, 333 nucleotides. RefSeq lists its product with no specific name. The coding region runs from base 1 to 333 and encodes 110 amino acids. The transcript has 2 exons. The record is from RefSeq and is a predicted model, not a curated record. Lineage: Eukaryota; Fungi; Ascomycota; Leotiomycetes; Helotiales; Sclerotiniaceae.